GUCCUCCUUUUGUUCGCUCAAGUCCUGAGCGCAACGGGACUGACAUUUUCAGCUCAGGAAAGAACCCAAAAAGCGCGCCAAGAACAAUCUUGCGACCGACCGCAGCACGCUUGCGUCAGUAUCUUUUUUGCACAUUACCGAAUCUGUCCGGACAGUGUUUACCAGCCACAUCAUUGCGCCUGCUUUUUUUCCGACCUCGACAUCGAACCGGCAUCGAAUCAAAAACACACACAAAAACAACAGCAACCAGAAAAAGGGAGAGGCCGCGGUUCCUUGGAAUUGAUCGUAUUUUGGAGCGAGACUGAGCACGAUUCGCGACUACCAACCGUCCAGCGUCCAAAAUAAGGCAGCAUCGUCGCACAGGAAGGAGCAACACAACGCAGCCAAUCCAUAGCGUUUGCCGCCCGACAGCCCCCCUGCCCAGCCGCCUAACACCUCACCAGCCAGUGGAAAUUUGGUCUGGCAAGCGCAGCCUGGCCUUUGAAACGACAGCAGUCACCUGCAGCCCCAGAAGCCCAAAAGCUGUCGGAGCCACCCAACGGCCGUGCCACCCUGCGUCUGCGCCGAUCAAUGGGCGAAGGCCCUGUCGCGGCAGCAGCCUCCCACCACCACCUCCACCACCAUCAUCACCACCACCGCGACCGGCUCCCCUCGCACGCUCUGGCGAAGCCGUCGCCGUCCCUGGACUCACCUAGUACUAUGAGUCCACCACCACGCCGUUCUUCUCUCGGAAUGCUGCUGCGACGAAGCAAGUCGGGCGACCUGAAGGGCAAGAAGGCCCAGGCCCGCGAGGCCGAGCUGCAGAGGCAGCGCGACGCGUCCAUCCCCAAGUCGCCGCCCCGCCUGCCCGUCCUCUACAAUGGCGCGCCCGCCCCGGAGCUGCAGACCUUUGGCGGCGACGCCCUGCGCCCCGACUCCAUCGCCAUCGUCUCGGGCCACGCCUCGCCCAUGGCCGACAACCACUCCAUGCUGUCCAGGCCCUCGUACGACCCGGGCUCCCGCUCCGUCGUCAAUGUCCCCCUUCCCGUCCCGCCAAUCCCUCAGGGCGCCUGGGUCGACCCCUACGCCCGCACCGAGAGCAUGACCCAUCGCGGCCGCUAUAGCUAUGCCAGCAGCGCUGUCAGCACCGUAAACAACCCCAGGAGGGUCCGCAGGCGCAAGGACCCAACCCCUUUCAACAUUCUCAUAGUCGGAACCCGCGGCUCUGGCAAGACGUCGUUCCUCGAGUUCCUCAAGACCUCCCUGGCCCUGCCUGCCAAGAAACGGGCCAAGAGCACCGCCGCCGAUAUGGACGACUUCACUCCAGCGCCACCGCCGGUUGGCAACUUCAUCCCACACUUCCUCGAGACCGAGAUCGACGGCGAGCGCAUCGGCCUCACCCUCUGGGACUCGGAAGGACUGGAGAAGAACGUGGUUGACCUCCAGCUUCGCGAAAUGUCCACUUUCCUUGAGAGCAAGUUCGAAGACACAUUCACGGAGGAGAUGAAGGUGAUGAGGUCCCCUGGCGCACAAGACACGCACAUUCAUGCCGUCUUCUUGGUCCUGGACCCUGCCCGCCUAGACCGCAACAUCGCGGCAGCCAAGGCACAGGCGCCUACCGGCCACAACGGCAAGUACGUGGUUCAGCCACGCAUAGUGGGCGGGCUGGAUGAGGACCUGGAUUUGCAGGUCCUGCGGACCCUCCAGGGUAAGACCACCGUCAUCCCCGUCAUCUCCAAGGCCGACACCAUCACGACCAAGCACAUGGACGUGCUCAAGCGCACCGUCUGGGACAGCUUGAAGAAAUCAAACCUGGACCCGCUCCAUGCGCUGGGCUUCGACGAGGACGACUCGUCGAGCCCUGACUCUAGCAGGAUCGACGAGGAGCCCGAGGAGGACGAAGACGAAGAAGUCCCCGUUCAAGAUGGUCGUAUCACGCCAACCGACGAGGCACAACCGCAAGUUCUUGGCGAGGAUGGCGAGGAUGAUGGACCAUCUGCAGGUGCCGCGUCGCCCGCGUCGCCCGCGUCGAAGCUGUCGAAGCGCGACUCGAUCCGCCGUAGCCGGACACAGGAAGAGCUCAAAGACGACGAGCCGCCCUUCAUCCCCAUGUCCAUCAUAAGCCCGGACAUCUACGAGCCCGACGUCGUGGGGCGUGCGUUCCCCUGGGGAUUCGCAGACCCGUACGAUUCGGCCCACUGCGAUUUUGUGCGGCUCAAGAACUCCGUCUUCAGCGAUUGGCGCGCCGAGCUGCGCGAGGCCAGCAGGGAGCAGUGGUACGAGACAUGGAGGACAAGCCGGCUCAAGCAGCGCGAGAACGGCAAGGGUAGCGGCGUCCGUCGUUAUGCCACGACUGGAGGCAUGGGUAAUUAAAAGCAAGGAAAAAUAAUGGAGGGAAAGAAGUGCAAACCAAAAACCCACCACAUUCCAAACCCACAGACGCCCGCCGUGCGCCUGUCCGUCCUCCUGCACAACCUUGAUAAAGCCUGCAGGGUUCCAACGCCACAUACCCCUCUAUUUUUUUUGGCUCUUCCACACGGUUUUUUUUUUUUUGGCUCGCUUCACUCUUGCGCGCUUUUCAUUGCUUCUCUGCAUUCUCCAUGCUCUUUUGUCCUUGUCAUUUUGCUACUUUUUGAACCGUCCAGCGGCAUACCCUUUUAGCACCCGACCUUUUUUCUCUUCUUUGCUAUGUUAUUCCAUUCUCGAGUUCGACUCCGGGGGAUGGUUGGCUGCCAGCUUGAAAUGUCCAUCCAGCUCGAACCUCAUUAACAUGCUCGGCUACACCCACAAGUCAAUCCAGCCCCCUUUUUUACACCCCUCUUUUUUUUUUUUUCUUCUUCUUUCACUUCACUCCCCCUUGUGGAGGAAACGGGAUUUUCUUUUAACCGCGGUCGGAGAGGCGUCUGGAACUAUCUCGGGUGGUGGUCAAAAGAACCUUUUGUUGUGUUUUCUGUCAUCUUCCUCGUCCACCGGGAUCCAUGGGCUCCCUUUUACUGCUUCCAUGUAGUUAGUUUCCCCAAGGCCUUGCUCUCCUCCCUCGCCACUGUCGCGCUCUGUAGUUGACUAGAGUGAAUCAAUCGUGUCGUGUGUGGACAUGUGUCAUUCCCA
Molecule: messenger RNA, 3087 nt
Organism: Gaeumannomyces tritici R3-111a-1
Lineage: Eukaryota; Fungi; Ascomycota; Sordariomycetes; Magnaporthales; Magnaporthaceae
Product: septin
Exons: 3
Coding region: 571-2352 (593 amino acids)
Biological process (GO): cytoskeleton-dependent cytokinesis
Cellular component (GO): cytosol; septin ring; septin complex
Molecular function (GO): GTP binding; GTPase activity; molecular adaptor activity
Source: RefSeq, a predicted model, not a curated record